AUGUCGAGUCUCAAUGAUGACAAUCGAACAUCAGAUUCACAUGCUGAUAGUAACUAUUGGCAGCGUGUUCGUCAAGCACAACAAUCCGGAGAACUUAACAGACAAAAUUCCAUCGGUCAAUUUGAGCAAAAACGUAAAUAUCGACAGAACUUAGCUGACACGUCAGCUAAAUCGAUGAAAACAGCUACAACAAGUCCUCAACAUCAAUUUCAACAAUUAGUUGAACGUGUUCGAGAACUUCAAAAAGAAAUCGUACCCGAUUUUCUUCUCUAUCAAAUGCCAACGACUUAUUCACCGUUUGCAGCUAUAACUCCAAGUUCGAAUGUGAGCCAAGGAAGCAUAUCAAAUCUUCCAUAUCGACAAAGUUUAUCAAUUAGUUCAACUUCAUCAAGUUCUUCUAUUCCUAGUCAAAGAAUGGGUCUAUCAUCCAGGAUUCUUGAACGAGCUCAUCAAAUUCCUGAAAGAUUUUGGUUGGAUUGGCAGCAAAAACAAAUGCAAGAUCAAAUAGAAGAACUUGAAUACAUUAAAAAUAAUAUACAGUGUACUCCUAAUUUUCCAUCGUUUCCCAAUGCCGUUGAAACGAAAGAUACUGAUCUUUCAAAAUUAAAUCGUCAAACUAGCUAUGAUGAUCUUUGUCGACAGCGUCUUACAUUUUUACAAGAAGCAAAUCGAUUAGCGAAUGAACGUCGUGCUAGUCUUGUUCAAUCGGCAACUCUAGAUGAAACAAUACCAGAAAAAAUAAAAAAUGAGUCUCAUAAGCGUGAUGAAGAUGAUGAACGUUCUAUAAUUUUUGAUCAAAGAUCACAAGGAUCUAUUGAUACAGCACACAUAAAUGAUUUCGAUGAAUUUCCAUCUGAUUCAUCUGCUCCGCUUGCAUCUGUUCAGAAAGCUUCAUCGACCCUUGAUCGUUCUCAGUUGGCAAUCUCCUUACCGUUUACUUAUAAAAACGCAAGAGAAUCAACAAUAGGCCGCAAUAAUCAUCGUCAAGCAUCUAUUGAACCGAUGCUCGAAAAAGUCAUCGAAGUCAAUGAUAGUGCUAUGCAAACAACUUCACCGAGUAAUAGCAUUGCUGAUGUAGCACAAAUCGAUACAGAAUUAAAUGUUACGUUGAUCAAACGAGAACAUCAACAGCAAAUGAGUCCAAUAUUAUAUUCAAAAGCAAUUAUGAAUCGUAGUAUUGAAUUUCGUAAAUUUCAACCGAUAUCAUGCCACAAGAUAUUGACGAAAGAUGUUACAAAGCCUAUUUCAGUAAUAUAUCAAAAAUCAACUCAAACAGAAGAUUACAUUUCGUUAAUAGACAAUAAAGAAAGAUAUUUUUACUUUCAUCAUAUAAUUCAAAAUGAAACAAAACUUAAUAAUCUUUCAAACUCAAAGAAAAACAGUCGCUCUUAA
Molecule: messenger RNA, 1392 nt
Organism: Rotaria socialis
Lineage: Eukaryota; Metazoa; Rotifera; Eurotatoria; Philodinida; Philodinidae
Source: the annotation of a GenBank genome assembly